AUGGAAUCUGCAAAUUUCGAAGAUCGCUGCGCGAAUACCCCUUUGGGCAUGAAUGAUUUGGACAAGUGGUUGGAUACUCUCGCGUCAGAUUGUGUGCCGCGUUUUACCGAAUGGAUGUCACGCAUGGAGCACUGGCUGACCAACUUGGAUCCAAACGUGCAACGGGUUGCAUUGAUCACCUCAGGCGGUACACUGGCUCCACUUGAGUCCCAUGUUGUUAGGUAUAUCGACAAUUUUAGCACCGGUUCUCGUGGAGCAAGUUCAGCCGAAUAUUUCCUGAAACAUGGAUACGCUGUGGUAUUUUUUCACCGAAUUGGAUCUUUGCUGCCUUAUAUGCGUAAAGUCAAGAAAUACUUAGACAGUACUCUAUGUACGAACCUCGACGGAUCAACAGGCCCGAAUUAUUCCUCCGGUUCAACUUAUUUGGAUAUUUUCCGGUUAGAUCAUACUGGUCAUAAUGUCUGCCUUACGGAUGCGGUCUCAGCUGAUUUAGCACCAAUCAUUACGGAAUAUAUGCAAUUUAAAUCGCGUCUUCUGCUGCUCCCGUUUGAGACGGUAGAAGAUUAUCUGGUCGGUCUGCGUGGGAUUACCAAGCGCUUGGAUCAGUUUCAAACCCACGACUCUGCCAACCGGAAUCGUUUGUUCUGCUGCUAUUUGGCCGCUGCUGUGUCUGAUUUCUUUAUUCCUCAUGACCGUCGCCCUUUGCACAAAAUUCGUUCGCAGACAGAUGCCCCGAACGCUCGUCUAGUUUUAGAUCUCUAUCCCGUGCCAAAAUUGCUUCGCAAUUUGGCGUGUUCAUGGGCACCUUUGGCAUUCCUUUGCAGUUUUAAACUUGAAACGGACCACGAAACGUUGCUAUCUGUGGCUUCCAAUCGUCUGCUCAACAAUCGCUCGCAUCUGAUCGUGGCAAACCAGUUAGACACUCGGUCCCGUGAGGUGUGGCUCAUGCAUCGACUGAACGCAGGACGUGAACUGACCGUGGAACAUCUCACGCUCGAUUCACACCAGACCCCGGAAGAUUUGGAACAACUGCUUGUGACCCGGCUUGUCGCGAUCCACACCACGCUCGAGCAAUGA
Molecule: messenger RNA, 1077 nt
Organism: Echinostoma caproni
Lineage: Eukaryota; Metazoa; Platyhelminthes; Trematoda; Plagiorchiida; Echinostomatidae
Source: the annotation of a GenBank genome assembly